Molecule: messenger RNA, 1113 nt
Organism: Mytilus trossulus (common blue mussel)
Lineage: Eukaryota; Metazoa; Mollusca; Bivalvia; Mytilida; Mytilidae
Product: lysosomal proton-coupled steroid conjugate and bile acid symporter SLC46A3-like
Exons: 4
Coding region: 1-1107 (368 amino acids)
Biological process (GO): transmembrane transport
Cellular component (GO): membrane
Molecular function (GO): transmembrane transporter activity
Source: RefSeq, a predicted model, not a curated record
AUGGAUGAGCGUGAAAAAUUGUUAACAAAAGAUGCAAGAAGUAGCUGGUUUGAUGUUCGUACUAAAUUGUGUUUAUUUGUAAUGUUGCAUGGAUGUGCAUUGGAAAUCCAAAGUGUUACUGAAACACAAUAUGUGUAUUCCUAUUUAAAGAAACACACAAAUAAAAACACUACCUAUGAAUCCACGUCAAACAAUUUGAGCGAACAGAACUGUCCAGGCAAUAUGACUGGAGAGAAUGAUGACUAUAUACAAAGUCUAGCAUCCGACUGGACGUGGUACAUUCAACUUGUGACAUGUGGCAUAUGUUUACCGGUACUGGUAGUAGCAGGUCCAGUGUCCGACCUUAAAGGAGCAAAAAUUGUGUUAAUGUACAAUUUAAUGAUUACAAUCUUAUCAUAUGCUGCUAGAGCCUACGCCAUAUAUGAAGAUUUAAAUCUUUACUGGUAUGUUGGAUUCAGUGCAGUAGAAGGCAUAUCUGGAUGUCACUAUGUAUAUCAUCUAACUUGUAGUGCGGUUCUUACAAACUCUACCAAACCGAACAAAGAACGACCAUUUAUGGCUGUUUAUGACGCCAUGAUGGGGAUAGGAAUGGCUAUCUCACAGAUUGGAGUAGGAUAUGUUAUAAAAUUUUCAGGAUAUACAUAUCCCUAUCUUGUAUCAAUUGGAUGUCUGUGUCUCGUACUUAUACUUAUUAUAUUAACACUGGAAGACAAUACCACUACUGCCAUUGGUGUCAUCAGAAUAUUACCAAUACCGAUAAUAAAGUCAAUCCUUUCUAGAAUGGUCCAUUCAGACAAACAAGGAGCACUUUUUGCUAAUAUAUACUUACUAGAAGCUGUGUGCCGACUGGGUGGUUCCACAUUAUUUAACAAUAUAUACCACCACACUCGUCCGAUAUUUAAAGGCAUGGUAUUCUUUGUUAUGGCUUUAUUUCCGUUGUGUGCUGGUAUCCUCUUAAUGUGCAUGACAUGCAGAAACACUCAAUUAGAUAAAAUAGAGAUUAAAGUUGAAGAACCAACAAUUCAGAACCGGAAAGAAAAUUGCGAUUGUGAAGAAAAUCUCGAGAAAUCACAGAAGGAAGAUACACUUGUUAUCGCAAAAAACUAAGCAAGA